Messenger RNA from Lottia gigantea (owl limpet), 594 nucleotides. RefSeq lists its product as hypothetical. The transcript has 2 exons. Lineage: Eukaryota; Metazoa; Mollusca; Gastropoda; Lottiidae. The record is from RefSeq and is a predicted model, not a curated record. The annotation marks the transcript as partial.
AUUCUCUCAUGUAUCAUCAGUUACUUUCAGAUUCUCCCAGGUAUCACCAGUUACUCUCAGAUUCUCCCAGGUAUCACCAGUUACUCUCAGAUUCUCCCAGGUAUCACCAGUUACUCUCAGAUUCUCUCAGGUAUCACCAGUUACUCUCAGAUUCUCCCAGGUAUCACUAGUUACUCUCAGAUUCUCCCAGGUAUCAUCAGUUACUCUCAGAUUCUCCCAGGUAUCACUAGUUACUCUCAGAUUCUCCCAGGCAUCAUCAGUUACUCUCAGAUUCUCCCAGAUUCUCUCAGGUAUCACCAAUUACUCUCAGAUUCUCCAAGGUAUCACCAAUUACUCUCAGAUUCUCCCAGGUAUCACAGUUACUCUCAGAUUCUCCAAGGUAUCACCAAUUACUCUCAGAUUCUACCAGGUAUCAUCAGUUACUCUCAGAUUCUCCCAGGUAUCACUAGUUACUCUCAGAUUCUCCCAGGUAUCAUCAGUUACUCUCAGAUUCUCCCAGGUAUCACUAGUUACUCUCAGAUUCUCCCAGGCAUCAUCAGUUACUCUCAGAUUCUCCCAGGUAUCACCAGUUACUCUCCCAUAUAUCAUCAACUA